Alosa alosa (allis shad) is the source of this 1207-nucleotide messenger RNA. It is a transcript of the gene xgb, whose product is annotated as x globin. The coding region runs from base 189 to 791 and encodes 200 amino acids. Gene Ontology annotation, molecular function: heme binding; oxygen binding. NCBI's taxonomy places the organism in Eukaryota, Metazoa, Chordata, Actinopteri, Clupeiformes, Clupeidae. The record is from RefSeq and is a predicted model, not a curated record. The transcript has 5 exons.
GCUUCGGGACCGUGCGCCUCGACGGAGGAAACAUUAUGGGAAUACGCGGAAUAUACGCGCGCUAGAUGCGUCUACUUCACCAAGCCUCCGCGCCGGCACCGUUAUUUCUGGGAAACAACAAUAAUCGUCUGUCCGGUUAUUUCUAUUCUUAUUGCCAAUUGCGAGCUUGAGUUUAUAAUCACACAAAAAUGGGAUGCGCAAUAUCAGGGCUGGGUUUGGCACCCAGGCAAACGACAGAGCCGAAGAGUGAAGAGGAUGCUGUUGCGCAUCUUACUGGGGACCAGAUCGACAUGAUCAAAGAUUCUUGGAAAGUUAUUCAGGAAGAUAUAGCGAAAGUUGGAAUUAUCAUGUUUGUCAGGCUGUUUGAAACUCACCCUGAGUGCAAGGAUGUGUUCUUCCUGUUCCGCGAUGUGGAGGACCUGGAGAGGUUACGCACAAGCAGGGAGCUCCGGGCCCAUGGCCUAAGAGUAAUGUCCUUUAUUGAGAAGACCGUGGCUAGACUAGACCAGCUAGAGAGGCUUGAACAUCUUGCACUGGAACUGGGCAAGAGUCACUAUCGCUACAACGCGCCUCCCAAGUACUAUGGGUAUGUUGGGGCAGAGUUCAUCUGUGCUGUCCAGCCAAUCCUAAAAGACCAAUGGACCCCAGAACUAGAAGAAGCAUGGAAGAGUCUGUUCCAGUAUGUCACUGGGAUCAUGAAGCGAGGCUACCAGGAGGAGGAACGGACCAGACGCCAUCAUGUGGUCGUGUCCGCCAAGGAGCGGCCGGACAAGAAGAACACAGCCCUUUGAAGCUCCUCAGCUCCAGAGACUGUUUUAAACCCCAGCAAGGAGACACGUCACAUGUGGCUUAUAGAUGUGUAUAUACUGUAUUUAUUAUUUGACUUUUUUGGCUAUUUCUUUCUUACUUUACAUUUUUCACAUGAACCAAAACACAAAUCCGUCCCUCUUGGACCCUGAAUUGUUAGUUGACCAUGUGUGGCUUCAUCAUAUUAAGACCUUGCAUUAAGGGCAAUUCAUAUUCCUAAGCCUUACUGUAAAAAAAAAAAAAAAAAAAAAAGUUUAGGCCACUGAAAUUUUUCAGUUUUGUCCAAAUUGAAUUGUUAGGACUACAGAUGAGUUGCAUUGCUUAUUCAAACAAAACCAUAUCUGACAAAUGCAUAUUGCUGUGAUAUAAGAUACGAAUAAUGCUGAAUCCUCUGUCUAGA